AUGACUUCCUCCUUCUUUAUCCUUCUGUUUCUUUAUUCGCUUUCUAUGUCAAGCUUUGGUGUGUGCAGAGGGAUAGUGUGCAUUGAAAGUGAGAGAGAGACACUUUUGAAGUUAAAACAUCAUCUCAUUGAUCCUUCAAAUAGACUUUCUUCUUGGAAUGCUUCUCUCAAUCCCAAUUGUUGCCAUUGGUACGGAGUUCUCUGCAACAACGUCACAUCCCACGUUGCAGAGCUUCACCUCAGCACUCCACUUCCUUCUUUCCCUUUCGAUGAGAGCCUAAUAGAUGAAACUUACGAAGAAGUUCGCAGAGAAGCAUUCAAUGAGUAUAGUAGAAGGGCAUUCAAUGGAGAGAUAAAUCCUUGUUUGGUUGAUUUAAAGCAUUUGAAUUAUUUGGAUUUCAGCGGCAAUAUUUUUUAUAGGAAGCCAUUUCCUUCUUUCAUUGCAACAAUGACUUCCUUAACUCACCUCAACCUUUCUAAUGCUAAAUUCAUGGGAAAAAUUCCUUCCCAGAUAGGGAAUCUCUCCAAUUUGUUGUACCUUGACCUCUCUUAUGCUUUCAACGGAAGAAUUCCUCCUCAGAUAGGGAAUCUCUCCAACUUGCUCCACCUCCAACUCACAGGAUAUGAUUCUGAAAAUGUUGACUGGCUGUCAAGUCUUUCCAAGCUUUGUUAUCUUGACUUGAGCAACACUUGGUCACUUGUUAAAGGAUGUAUACUCCCUCUGUAUAAUCAACCGUCAUUUCUUAACUUCUCAUCUCUCGUCACUCUAGAUCUUUCCUAUAUUCCUUAUUUUUCAACAAAUUCUUCGGUUCCAAAGUGGGUAUUUGGAAUGGAAAAACUGGUUUCUCUUUCUUUACAUGAUAACAACUUUGAAGGUACAAUUCCAGAUGGUCUUCGAAACCUCACACUACUUGAAAAUCUUAACUUGUGUGGAAAUUCAUUCUCAUCUUCAAUACCUACUUGGUUUUAUACUAGUUUUCCUAAUCUAAAGAUCUUGGACCUAUCAAGAAAUAACUUACAAGGAACUAUUUCUGAUGCCUUAGGAAAUAUCACUUCUCUAGUUACACUUGAUUUGUCUUACAAUAAACUUGAAGGUCCACUUCCAACUUCUUUAGGAAAGGUGACUUCUCUAGUUGAACUUGAUUUAUCAUCCAAUAAACUUGAAGGACCAAUUCCAAUUUCUUUUGGCAAUCUUCCAGUAUCAUUUCAAAAACUUUCAUCAUUGAGAUAUCUUUCUCUGUUCGAGAAUCAGCUUAGUGGAAAUCCAUUUGAAAGUUUUAGAUCACUCUCUAAAUUGUCAUAUCUUAAUAUUGGUUAUAAUCGAUUUGAAGGAGUUGUGAUGGAAAAUCAUCUCAUUAAUCUUGUGAGUUUGAGUAUCCUUCAUGCAUCAGGAAACAAUUUGACUUUAAAAGUGGAUCCCAAUUGGCAUCCUACUUUUAAGCUUACUUCUUUGGAUAUGAGCUCCUGGCAGUUAGGUCCUAACUUUCCUUCAUGGAUUCAGUCACAACACAAACUUGAAUAUUUAGCGAUGUCUAAGACGGGGAUUUUAGAUUCUAUUCCGAAUUGGUUUUGGGAAACAUUUUCUCAGACUUAUUUUUUAAAUCUCUCUCAUAAUCAUAUCCAUGGUGAGCUUGGGACUACAUCAAAGAAUCCAAUAUCUAUCACCAAUGUUGAUCUAAGCGCAAAUAACUUAGGUGGCAAAUUACCCUUACUUUCAAAUUCUGUGGGUUUUUUGGACCUUUCAAGCAAUUCAUUUUCCAAACCAGUGGAUGAUUUUCUAUGCAAAAAUCAUAAGAAGCCAAUGAAUUUAGAAUUUCUCUAUCUUGCAUCGAAUAACUUGUAUGGAGAAAUACCUGAUUGUUGGGGAAUUUGGCCAUAUCUAGUGGACCUGAAUUUACAAAACAAUAAUUUUGUUGGGAACAUUCCUCAAUCCAUGGGUUCAUUGACGGAGCUCGAAUCAUUACGCAUCCGUAAAAACUUUCUCUCGGGAACAUUUCCAACAAUUUUGAAGAAGACCAAACAAUUGAAAUUAUUAGAUAUUGGAGAAAAUAAUUUUUCAGGAACAAUUCCAAAUUGGGUUGGAGAAAGUUUUUUAGAUAUGAAGGUUCUUAUCCUUCGAUCAAAUACAUUUUCCGGUCAUAUUCCUAAUAAAAUAUGUGAUAUGAGUCUUCUUCAAGUGUUAGACCUUGCACAAAAUAAUUUCACUGGAUAUGUACCUACUUGUAUUAACAGCUUGAAGGCCAUGACAAAAAAGCACAGAAACAUAGUUCCUUUCAUCUAUUGUUUACCUAUCAAUGAUGGUAAACUUAUAACUGCAAUGGAAACUAUAGUAAGCGUUCUUCUUUGGUUGAAAGGAAGAGGAGAUGAAUACAAAAACUUUCUCGGGUUGGUAAAAAGCAUUGAUUUGUCAAAUAACAAAUUAGUUGGAGAAAUACCAAGAGAGAUCACAGAUUUAAAUGGUUUGUUAUUUUUGAACUUGUCUCACAACCAACUUAUUGGUCACAUUCCACAAAACAUUGGUAAUAUGGGAUCAUUGUUGUCCAUUGAUUUCUCAAGGAAUGAACUUUCUGGUGAAAUCCCUCCAACCAUUACAAAUUUGAGCUUUCUAAGUAUGCUAGACUUGUCUUAUAAUCAUUUGGAUGGAAAAAUUCCAACAGGAACUCAGCUCCAAUCCUUUGAUGCCUCUAACUUUAUUGGCAACAAUCUUUGUGGCCAACCACUAUCUAUCAGUUGCAGCUCCAAUGGCAAAAGUUAUGAUCACAAUGGCGAAGGGAGUGAUAGACAUGAAGUGAACUUAUUUUUUGUGGGCAUGGCAUUUGGAUUUGUGGUGGGAUUUUGGAUAGUAGUUGGUCCUUUGGUCAUCUGUAGAUCAUUGCGUUAUGCCUAUUUUCAUUUCCUUGAUCAUGUGUGGUUCAAACUUCAAUACUUCUUUUAAAGUGAGUACAAUAUCUAAU
Messenger RNA from Vigna radiata var. radiata (mung bean), 2953 nucleotides. Its product is annotated as LRR receptor-like serine/threonine-protein kinase GSO2. The coding region runs from base 1 to 2934 and encodes 977 amino acids. Gene Ontology annotation, molecular function: protein binding. The record is from RefSeq and is a predicted model, not a curated record. Lineage: Eukaryota; Viridiplantae; Streptophyta; Magnoliopsida; Fabales; Fabaceae. The transcript is spliced from 4 exons.